Messenger RNA from Trichobilharzia szidati, 1151 nucleotides. Lineage: Eukaryota; Metazoa; Platyhelminthes; Trematoda; Strigeidida; Schistosomatidae. The record is from the annotation of a GenBank genome assembly.
UUUCCUACAAGUACAAAUAACACUGAAAUACAUAUAUUUUCCCUACUGUCUGUUGUUCAUCUGUCAACCGAGACAGCAUUGUUGAUAUUAUUGAUUUUUUUAAUUUGGAAUAAUCAUCACAAUUCAUUUCACAUCAUUCUCAAAACAAUUAAAACAAUAAAUAAAAAUUUAUUAGUAAAAUGGCUAUCAAAUCAAACCAUCCACAGAUAAUUUUAUACUGGAUUGAAUUAAUCAUCGGUAUCAUCUGUAUUGCUUUAGCUGGAAGAGGUUACAAUGAAGUUGGAUUCCAGUAUUUAAUAACAAUUGGUGCAGUCUCUGCUAUCAUUAAUAUCAUUUUCCUUUUAAUGUAUGGAUUUGCUACAACAAGGCCAACACCAGGACGUUCAAUUGUAAAGUUAAUUGAAACGGUAUAUCAGUGUAUUCUAACUCUACUUUAUUGUAUUGCUAUUGGUGUCACUUUCAAUCACUUGGAAUAUUUACAAUAUUUCAUUGGACCAAUCACUAUAUUUACAUCGGCUAAUUUUGGUGUUUACAUAUUUGGCAGUAUGGUCGCCUUAACUGAAUUGGUUUGUCGACAUCCAGAGGUGAAUAACACUAGUCAAGAGAAUACAUCAACUACAAAUCCCCCGGCAUCAAAUAAUCAAGUCAAGUAAAGCAAUAACAAACAGGGAAAAAAGGCACAGCAUACUCCCAUAGUGUAUAUAAUUACCAAAAAUAAAUAUUAAAAAAAGUAUUGAAAUCCUCCUUUAUCAUCACAAAAACCACUACGCACAGUAUACAUUCUUCUUGUGAUCUUCUUAUGAUAUAUGAUAACAAAAUAUUCAAUUUUUAUGAGAGAAAGAAAAUCAACCAAUCAGAAAGCACGGCAAUUGACCUUGAACAUACGCGGAAGUCUUAAAAAUGGAAGAUCUGUUGAAUUGUAGGAUUUAAAAAAUUUAACUAAUAACGCCUUUCACUAUAGAAUGUUGUUGUUUAGUAAAGGCGGGUUUUUAUUUAAUUAUUAUUUAUUCUCUUUCGUUUUAUUUUAUUUAGUUAUUUUAUCAAUUAAUUAAUGAAUUGGGUGAUUGUUUAAUUUGUGAUUUUUUAGUGAGUGGUAUAAUAAUCUGUUAAUAGAUUUAUAUAUAUAUAUGAAUUCGUGGAAUAAAUUCUUG